GUUGCAGCAUCCCUGGAAGUGUCAGAGAGCCCUGGGAGUAUCCAGGUGGCCCGGGGUCAGACAGCAGUCCUGCCUUGCACUUUCACUACCAGUGCUGCCCUCAUUAACCUCAAUGUCAUUUGGAUGGUCAUUCCUCUCUCCAAUGCUAACCAACCUGAACAGGUCAUUCUCUAUCAAGGUGGACAGAUGUUUGAUGGUGCCCCCCGGUUCCAUGGUAGGGUAGGAUUUACAGGCACCAUGCCAGCCACGAAUGUCUCUAUCUUCAUUAAUAACACGCAGCUAUCAGAUACAGGCACCUACCAGUGUUUGGUCAACAACCUUCCAGACAGAGGGGGCAGGAACAUUGGGGUCACUGGUCUCACAGUGUUAGUUCCCCCCUCUGCCCCACACUGCCAAAUCCAAGGAUCCCAGGAUAUUGGCAGCGAUGUCAUCCUGCUCUGUAGCUCAGAGGAAGGCAUUCCUCGACCAACUUACCUUUGGGAGAAGUUAGACAAUACCCUCAAACUACCUCCAACAGCCACUCAGGACCAGGUUCAAGGAACGGUCACCAUCCGGAACAUCAGCACUCUGUCUUCAGGUUUGUACCAGUGCGUUGCUUCUAAUGCCAUUGGAACCAGCACCUGUCUUUUGGAUCUCCAGGUUACUUCACCUCAGCCCAGGAGCAUUGGACUAAUAGCUGGAACCAUUGGCACUGGUGCAGUUAUUAUCAUUUUUUGCAUUGCACUAAUUUUAGGGGCAUUCUUUUACUGGAAAAACAAAAAUAAAGAGGAGGAGGAAGAAGAAAUUCCUAAUGAAAUAAGAGAGGAUGAUCUUCCACCUAAAUGUUCUUUUUCUGCCAAAGCAUUUCACACUGAAAUAUCCUCCUCGGAGAACAACACAUUGACCACCUCUUCCAAUACUUACAACAGCCGAUACUGGAGCAACGAUCCAAAAGUUCAUAGAAAUAUGGAGUCAUUCAACCACUUCAGUGACCUGCGCCAGUCUUUCUCCCUCCACUCAGGCAAUGCCAACAUUCCAUCCAUUUAUGCUAACGGGAACCCCCUGGUCUCAGGUCCACAUAAGACUGUGGUAGUGACAGCUAAUAGAGAGUCAUCUCCGCAGGUUGUAUCCAGGAGCAAUGGCUCAGUCAGCAGGAAGCCUCGGCCUCAGCACAUACACUCCUACACUGUCAGCCAAGCAAUGCUGGAGCGGAUUGGUGCAGUCCCUGUCAUGGUGCCUGCUCAGAGUCGGGCUGGGUCCCUGGUAUAG
Messenger RNA from Cynocephalus volans (Philippine flying lemur), 1248 nucleotides. RefSeq names its product immunoglobulin superfamily member 11 (gene IGSF11). NCBI's taxonomy places the organism in Eukaryota, Metazoa, Chordata, Mammalia, Dermoptera, Cynocephalidae. The transcript is spliced from 6 exons. Gene Ontology annotation, cellular component: cell-cell junction. The record is from RefSeq and is a predicted model, not a curated record. The coding region runs from base 124 to 1248 and encodes 374 amino acids.